AUGGCACCCUACACAGCCUCUCUCUCCAUACCUACAUAUGACAGCCUGAGCUUCUCUGACAAGGACAGAAUAAAAUUAAGGAAACCCUUAGUGGAGAAGAUGCGCAGAGAUCGCAUCAACACCUGCAUCGAGCAGCUCAAGUCCCUGCUGGAGAAGGAGGUCCAGAGCCAGGACCCAAACGCUAAGCUGGAGAAGGCCGACAUCCUGGAGAUGACGGUCAGCUUCCUGAGGCGGCAGCGGCAGCUCGGGCCUGUCCAGAGCCAGAGGGACUAUAAGGAGGGCUACUCCCAGUGCUGGAGGGAGUCCGUGCAGUUCCUCAACGCCAGCUCCAGCAGAGGAGCGCCUCUCAGGGAACACCACAGCCCUCAGAGAGCCCCCCAGGACCUGUCCUCUUCAUCCUACUCAUCCUCAUCCUCAUCCUCUUCAUCCUCCUCCUUCCUGUCCGUCUCGUCUCCUGUCAUCUCCAAACAGAGCUCAGUCAGCGUCAUCCACCAUGCUGGGAGCAAGAGGCCUGUUUGGAGGCCGUGGCAGUAAUGCCCACAGACACUAAUACGACUAAACCUGAGGGAUGUUGUGUGUCCCUCAAAAGUGUUGGAGAAGUUUUAUUUCCACCAAUCUAAUUUGUUAAAGUUUCUCAUCAUAUUGAUGGACAAAUGUUACAGAAAGAUUCUUUGUUUUGUUCAGAGGAGUCUUGUGUAUCCAAGAUAAUUCAGAUCCUAGUUAAAGCUGUAGAUUUUUCAGUGAUUCUAACAUCUAAUCAACAAUCAGCUUAUCUUGUAGAGGUAGCAUUGUUUUCCAAU
Messenger RNA from Sardina pilchardus (European sardine), 800 nucleotides. Its product is annotated as transcription factor HES-5-like. The transcript has 2 exons. NCBI's taxonomy places the organism in Eukaryota, Metazoa, Chordata, Actinopteri, Clupeiformes, Clupeidae. Gene Ontology annotation, biological process: regulation of transcription by RNA polymerase II; anterior/posterior pattern specification; regulation of neurogenesis. The record is from RefSeq and is a predicted model, not a curated record. Gene Ontology annotation, cellular component: nucleus. Gene Ontology annotation, molecular function: DNA-binding transcription factor activity, RNA polymerase II-specific; protein dimerization activity; RNA polymerase II cis-regulatory region sequence-specific DNA binding. Bases 1 to 534 code for a protein of 177 amino acids.